Molecule: messenger RNA, 1077 nt
Organism: Trypanosoma grayi
Lineage: Eukaryota; Euglenozoa; Kinetoplastea; Trypanosomatida; Trypanosomatidae
Exons: 1
Coding region: 1-1077 (358 amino acids)
Source: RefSeq, a predicted model, not a curated record
AUGCCGAGCUGUGAGCGUAUGCCGCUGCAUCGGUUUCACAGCCGAGAGUCGCGACUUUACUCGGAGAAUUGUGUGCGGGAGCUGACACAUGGCAAACAGUUUCAAGCGUACACGACUCACGUUGAGUACAACGAGCACCUUCAAUUGUCUUGGUUCAUCGCCCCAAUUGGUAUAAUGAUUGCUUUCUACUAUCAUUUAUUGUUCCUGUUCCACGACACAUACUCGGCGCUUGCAGAUGGAGCUGUUGUCACUGCUCCUUGCUUCUUCACCACAACGCUGCUCUUGGUAUUCUUCGUUGCACCUUGUGUUGUGAUUGCGCCAUUCGCGGGAUUUUUUGAACUCAUCUCACGGAGGCGGGCUUUAAGCCUCUUGGGUUUCUUCACAUGCAUCAAUAUUGCUGUGGUUUCAUUUGGCGGUAAGUGGCUUCACCACCCGCCGUACUUGAUCAGCGACCCGCCUGUGCCGUUACACACCAGCAAGGUCUCUGCGGCGUGGCCGCUGGUGAAGGUGGUGCUGGUGCGGGCGCUUCCACUGCAAGGAGCUAUUGUUGCCGGAUGGCUGGUGCAUGUGUGGCGAAGCAUGCGGUGGGAUUGUUCGUGGCGUGUGCCGCUGCCUCUUCUAACAAUUCCUGCUUUCAUCGGAGCCUUUGCCUGCUUCUGGUUCCGUGCUGUGAGUCUCCUCACUGCCUCCGUGCUUCUUGAGGAGGAGCUGGACGUCACUGGCGCUGUCGCGGGCGUGGUGGCUGUUAUGAGGCGGGACGUGCUCGACAUGGUCACGGGACGCACAUUUCCCACAGCGUUCACCGACGCUGGCGAGCGCUACCAAGUGUGGUGCACCGCCCUCGCGCUGGCCGUGCUGUACUUCGUAGGCAUGCUGCUUCCGGCGGCGUGUGGCGCUGCGGGCGGCAUCCGCUGGCUGCUCCCCACGCACCCGACGACGUGGGGUCUCACGCUCACCGCAUGCCUUGCUGGACUUUCGGCGGUGACGUUAGGGGACCACGGCAGCGUGGCACAUCUGCUGGGUUUGCUCGUAGUCGUAGGCAUGCUGCUGUACAAUGGCGUUGCGCUUCCACUGUGA